Molecule: messenger RNA, 396 nt
Organism: Stegodyphus dumicola
Lineage: Eukaryota; Metazoa; Arthropoda; Arachnida; Araneae; Eresidae
Product: classical arabinogalactan protein 9-like
Source: RefSeq, a predicted model, not a curated record
AUGUUUCGUCCUACUGCUCCACCUGCUGCUCUUCCAGCAGCUCCUCUUUCUGCUCCUCCUGUUGCUCCUCCUCGUGCUGCUCCUCCUCCUGCUGGUCCUCCUCGUGCUGCUUCUCAUCUUGCUGCUCCUCCUCGUGCUCCUCCUCCUGGUGCUCCUCUUCCUGCUCCUCUUCUUGCUGCUCCUCCUGCUGCUCCACCUCCUGCUCCUCCUGUUGCAGGAAGGUGGAGCAGCAUGAGGAGAAGCAGAGCAAGAGUAGGAGCAGCAGGAGGGGGAGCAGUACCAGGAGGAGCAGCAGGAAGAGGAGCAGCAAGAGGUAGAGCAGGAAGAGGAGUACCAGGAGGAGGAGCAGCACGAGAAGGAGCAGCAGGUGGAGCAGCAAGAAGAGGAGCAGCAUGA